Messenger RNA from Octopus sinensis (East Asian common octopus), 3665 nucleotides. Its product is annotated as serine-rich adhesin for platelets-like. The transcript has 2 exons. NCBI's taxonomy places the organism in Eukaryota, Metazoa, Mollusca, Cephalopoda, Octopoda, Octopodidae. The coding region runs from base 367 to 3204 and encodes 945 amino acids. The record is from RefSeq and is a predicted model, not a curated record.
AACUGGGCUGCUUUCUAGCAGCAGCAGCGGUAGCUUCACUCAUUCGAUAAACAGUAGAACAGCGCUACUUUUGUAUUUAUUAUUGUUGUUCUUUACAUCCAAGGAGUGUUCAUUGGUGCUUUUCAUUUGGUUUGUUACGUACGACUUAACGGACGAUAUUGUUUGUUGUUUAAGACUAAGAGACACACUUAUGGCCAGCAUAACUUCUAGUAACUUGCUUAAUUGUCCCACGAUCUGCUCAAACUCUUUUGUACGGGGUGAUUUUCGGAUGUUGAGUGUCUUUAACGGAAACAUGUACGACUGGUUGCAUUUGAUCCCUCACUUCACUGGUUGACAAUCCUGAUUUGAUGAAUAACAUUCAGAUAGAUGGUAAUAUAUUCUGUGAAAGAAAAAUUAAAAACAACACUCUGUCGGAUGGGUUGUAGAACAAUUUUGCCCAACAUGGAAAAACUUUCUCAUUGCGGGCCUCUUCCAAUUACAUCUUCAAAUGUAGGCUUAGAUUAUGGGAACCAUGUCAUUGAAGCCCUAUUAAAAAUGUCCAGUGACACAGACGAUGAUGAAGAUCAGAGUUUUGAACAAUCAAAAGUUGUUGACACAAGGAACAAAAAUUUACUCUGUCCUUCUGAGUCAACACCAAUGCCUCCGGUUAUACUACAUAGUCAGACUACAAAUUACAAAUUGUACUGUUCACCUAUGUCGCAAAGUUCAGCAUCAAAUAUGGUACAGUCUCCAACAAAUCAACCUGUCUCGUUAAAAACUCAUGGUAUACUGUCACCACCAAUGUCCUCAUCAUUAUCAUCAUCAUUGUCAUCUGUUUCCUCAUGGCCUAAAAAAUCAACAAAAUAUUCAAAGGAAGAUUCUUUUACAAAGUUUAUAUCUGAUAAGCGUCAAACCUGUUCAAAUGAUGAACAGAGUAAACCCAUUGAGUUAAAUGUUACAACACCUCGUUUGGAAAAGAGACCAACAUACGCUAACCUUAGCAGUAUUCAUAGAACUGAGGCUAACGAUGAAGGUAAUGCCGAACCUUUGUCUACUUCAUCCUUAUCAAGUUUAACUGAUGGUUACCCUGCUUUCACAGGGGACACCUCAGACUGCCCUUAUGGUCAAAAUUAUAACAAACCACGUGGUCUGACAAAGUUUGAAUAUCAUUCACACUAUAUAAAACAGUGUCGAAUUGAGAAAACUGCUCGCACCAAGAAAGUAUGGGAGAGAUCACCAAAGCGACAGCAAGUUAUCUCUCGCAAAAGAAAACUCAUCAAAAAGUGUCAGUUGGAGAAUUACAUGGAACAAAACACUCCAGUGUCUGCUCACCAUGAACGGAAGAAAAAAAUGUUUCAUAGCAACACAAAAAGCAGUCGCAAAAGAAGAAUUGUAAAUAGUAAUUUAAAAUCCAAGAAUAAUUCCAGCAGAAAUUUCCAGAAUCAAUUUUCUGAAACUGCUGAUCUCUUAAAUGAAACAAUUGGUCGUCUUGGCCAAUCUGAUUUGGUACUGACUGAUUCUGGUAGAGACAGCAAAAAUGAACAUCCAUGUUUGGAGUCACAUACAAGUGUUAUUUUAUCUGAUACUUCAUAUCCAAGUAGCAGCCAGACUUGGUCGACUCCAGAGAGCAUGAAUACAGAAGUAAUAUCAGGUACAAGCAGCUAUGGGUUGUUCAAGUCUAGAAUUGAUCCCGGUCAGUUUACAUCUUCACCAUUACCUAACAUUUCAGAUUCUUCAUCAGGACCUUGCCAAGAGUUGCCCUUACCUAGUAGUUCCCUAAAUUUGUCUUCAGUGGAAGAACAUAUUUCUGCUAGCGACAGCCUUGAUAUGUCUCUUGAGGAAGGCAACAAAGCAUUUGUUCAAAUUGAAACUUCCAAUGAAAAAUCACAGUUGCAGCUGCUUUGCAAUGCGAGUGGAGAUACAAAACAUGAAAUAGUUCUCUCUGAUAGUUCAGUUUCACUGUCUGUUUCUCUUGGGGAAAGGCCUGAUUGUGUUGGUCAGUCAUGUAGCAGUGAUUCUGAAGCAGAGGCUGAGAAUGAAAAUGUUGAAGCCAGUGAUAAGAGUAAUGACUCAAAUUCUUUUCAACAUGACUCAAAUUCUUUUCAACAUGACUCAAAUUCUUUUCAACAUGCCUCAAAUAUUCUGUCAUCAACCCGAAACAGUCAGAAAGACAUAUCACUUGAGAGAAAAGGGCCAGUAAUUAUCUCUCCCCUGUCUAUUGAUAUGGGUUCUCCUUCGUUAAUUUCAUUUGAGGAAAAUAACCAACAUGAUGAGUUGUCAUUGUCUAAUAACAAAAGUUUCCUAAAUGAUCUGUCACCAAAGAACACAAAUUUGGUAACUGAUAAAAAAAAGAAUUUUCUGAAACUACCUACACAAUCUUUCUCAGCCUCUGCUUCCAAAAUGCAGAAUGCUGCACUUCAUGGUUCUUCUUCAACAUCUUCAGUACAGCAAAAUGCUGCCACCACUACUACUACUGCUGCUGUUUCCAAACAAGAUCACAACCAAAUUUUAGCUAAGAGUAAAAAAGUGCCUCAUUCAGCAUAUUCAACCAAUCAGCUCUGCAAAGAUAAAUCUUCAUACAGCAAUCAAAGUUUGCCAGCUGAUUCAUUCCAAGACACUAGUUCUGUGUAUUUUUCUCCUGGUAAGUCAUCCCAUUGUCACAAAGGUCUGUCUCCUUUCAGUCCAAUAUCUAACAUCUCUAAAGACAAUCAAAUGAAGCCAGAAGGUGCCAAACCAAAGGUCCACAGACAAGUGGCCAAAAAAAAUCACGACAAGAGAGCCAAUAACAACAAUUCUUCAAGUAAUCGCAGACACAGAGGAAUGUUAGAACAUCGAAGAUCGAGAUCACAUAAUAAAGAAAACACUGAUUUGUCAGAUUUUGAGCAAAGUAGUAACAAGCAUUUCUUUGAACGAGAAUUUAUCUGCUCUUCUAGAGAGACUCCACAUAUUUCAAAAGACUCUGGAUUGGGAGCUUGUCGAAAAUCUUACCAAUCUCCUCAAAUUGCUUCCCUCGCCAACAGCCCUGCACUCACAGUUGCAGGGGCUUCCACUGACCCUAUUGAAAGCAAUGAAAUCAAAAGGAAUCGGCAGCCCAUUGUUGAUGGCUUCCGACUACGUAAUAAGAAGGCUGUGAUGAAAAAAUUUUGGAAUUUUCAAAAGAAGUUUAUCCGGAAAAAUCCACAAAACAAAGAUGAUACAGAAUUUAAGACUCUGGCACACGUCUGAAUGUUUAAUUUAAUGUCAUUUAUAAAAUUAUAAACUUUCCUCUCUCUUUUUUUUUUUUAUGUUUUUGUAUUUUUUUAAAUUUGUUUUUCACUUCCUCAGCUAUAUUUACUCUUAAAUUAUAUUUAUAAUUUUUACUGUCAAAUGUUGUGUCUGAGUUCUUUCAUUUCUUCCCUGUCAGGAUUUUUAAAGUUUAUUUAAUCUUCUGCUUUGGAUUUCUUUUCCUUUCUUUUUUUCUAAAUUACCUCCUGUUUUUUGUUGGUUCUUUUUUUUUUAAACACUUUUAUUUAUUUUUCCCCCUCAUCUGAUUUAUACUCCAUUACAGUUUCUGUUUUCAUUCAGCUUGUGACUGUUUGAUUGCAGUGUGUCAUCAAAAUUCAUCAUUCGUAAUACAAAUGAAAGCGAAAAAAAAUAUUUUUUUUUUUUAAUAAACAUUGAAGACUGCAAAAUGUCAAAUGUUUUAA